This is a messenger RNA of Cryptomeria japonica (Japanese cedar), 1311 nucleotides long. RefSeq names its product protein NRT1/ PTR FAMILY 4.3-like. Bases 1 to 1311 code for a protein of 436 amino acids. NCBI's taxonomy places the organism in Eukaryota, Viridiplantae, Streptophyta, Pinopsida, Cupressales, Cupressaceae. Gene Ontology annotation, molecular function: transmembrane transporter activity. The transcript is spliced from 5 exons. Gene Ontology annotation, biological process: transmembrane transport. The record is from RefSeq and is a predicted model, not a curated record. Gene Ontology annotation, cellular component: membrane.
AUGGUAUCUACAGCAACUGACUUGUUGAAAGCACAACAGGCAGAAAAUUCACUGAAUUUUGAGAAGAUAGAAGCGGAUUACCCUUUGAUGGAAGAUUUCGUAGACUGGAAAGGAAGGCCUGCUGUGAAAGGCAAGCAUGGCGGAGUCCGGGCAACACUCUUCGUAUACGUUGCGGAGGCUUUGGAGAACAUGGCAUUCCUGGGGAACGGAGUGAAUCUGGUGCAAUAUUUUCUGGGUGUCAUGCACUACGACGUGAAGGAUUCGUCAACCAUGCUUACAAAUUACAUGGGGACGGCCUUCUUACUUGCGUUGUUUGGAGCAUUUAUAUCAGAUUCAUUUAUUACCAGAUUCUACACCAACAUUAUUUUUGCCUUUGUAGAAGUCAUUGGUUACAUAUUGCUGACAGUGCAAGCUCACAAACCCUCUCUACACCCUCCUUUCUGCCCAAUAUUGGAUCCUACAGCUAAUUGCCCGCAUGUCGCUGGGAAAAAUAGUGUAAUUUUGUACAUGGGAUUGUACCUGGUUGCGCUUGGAACAGGUGGGUUGAAAGCUGCUCUUCCCACCAUGGGUGCAGAGCAAUUUGAUGAGACGGAUCCUGCAGAGAGCAAACAAAUCUCUCGCUUUUUCAACUGGUUCUUUUUCAGCAUUACUGUGGGAGCAAGUGUAGGAGUGACCUUCUUGGUGUGGGUUCAGACCAGUACCAACCCUAAAUUGGGAUGGGAUUGGGCUUUCGGCAUUUCUUUGGGAGCCUUCGUUCUUGUCGUUCUCACCUUGCUCUCUGGCAUGACCACAUACCGUAACCAAGUGCCUCGUGGCAGCCCUCUCACUAGCAUUGCUCAGGUUAUUGUUGCUGCAAUCCGAAACAGAAACCUUCCCCUUCCAACUGAGACAACAGAGUUUCUUGACAGAGCAGCCAUAGUGGAUGAGAGUGAAAUAAAAGAAGGAGCAAGACCAAGUCCAUGGCGGGUGUGCACUGUGACACAGGUGGAACAAGUGAAAAUCCUCGUUCGAAUGGUUCCCAUCUUUUGCAGCACGAUAAUGGUGACAACAUGCCUUGCUCAGUUGCAGACAUUCUCUGUGCACCAGGGAAUAACGAUGGACAACAAACUAGGAUCGAUCACUUUUUCUCCGGCCACACUUAGUAUCAUUCCCCUCAUCGUCUUGGUCAUUGUCACUCCACUCUACGACCUUGUUUUUGUUCCUUUUGCUCGUCGAAUAACAGGUCAUGAGCAGGGAAUAACAAUUCUCCAAAGAAUAGGAGUGGGUUUAUUUCUUGUCCCUGUAUCAAUGGCUAUAGCUGCCUUGGUGUAG